GAUUUUUGAUGUUAUGUUUUAGAAUUCGGGUGUUUUAUUUUGCAUUACAUAUUUAUUUUUCAAAAUGUCAGCUUCUGACUCAGAAUCGGAAUGUGGUAUAAAAAUUUCUAGGCUUGGCAAUUGUGAAGUUUGUGGAUCUUCAAGAGCCAUAUAUACAUGUCCCAAAUGUGAAGUAAAGACAUGUUGUCUAUCGUGCGUUAGAAUACACAAAAAAGAACUCGAAUGCGAUGGUAUUAGAGACAGAACGAAGUUUAUUAGAGUCAAAGACUUCACAGAUUCAGAUCUACUGAGCGACUAUAGACUGUUGGAAGAAUGUGCUAGAUUUGUAUACGGCGUAAAAAAUGAUACGAAGAAGAAAUAUACCAGAAUCGACAAGGAUCUGCCCAUACACUUAUAUAAACUGAAAUUAGCAGCACGGCAAAGAGGCAUUGUUCUACAAUUCCUAGCUCAAAACUUUUCUAGGCAUAAUGUAAACACAACCCGUUAUAACUUUAAAACCAAUAAUAUACAUUGGAGAGUAGAGUGGGUAUUUCCUAAUGUGGAAUUUGGUCCACUAAAGUUUGCAGAUGAGAAAUGUUCAGAAGGGAAAAAGCUUUCAGAAUUGUUAGAUAAAUACCUGAAUCCUGAUGCUGCAUUUUUUGAGGGAUCUAAAGCUCUAAUAUAUUAUAAAUCUGUUGGUUUUAGAGGAGUGAAAAUAUUACUCAAAGCUGAAAAAGUUAAAGGAUCGGCCCAUAAAUUCUUUGAACUAGAUCCUGCAGAUACAUUAACUGAAAACUUGUCUGGAAAAUGUAUUGUGGAGUUUCCUAUUAUUUUUGUUGUACUCAAAGAUCAUGCCUAUAGUUUUGAAAUAAUUACACCAGAAGAUGAGUUUGAUUAUUCUGAAUCUAAAAGUAAAGAUGGUGAUAAAAAAUUUGUAGAAACUCACACAGACAAUAAACUAAAUCAAGAACAUAAUAGUUCCAACAGUAAAUGGAAUGUUGAAGUGGUAAGCAACAUAGAUACUGCACCACCUAGUAAGAGGCCAAGACAAUUGCUGACUCAUAAGAUUGCGGAAGAAAAAAAAAUUGCUAUUGAAAAAGAAAUUAAAGCAGAGAAAAAGAAAAGACCGAAAAACCUUCUGUUUACUACAGGGUAUUCAUCAGAAGAGAGUUUAAGUGAAAGUGACACUGAAGAAAAUCAUACAUAACAUUUAAGUCCCUUUAUAUAUUGUGUAUUUUUAUAAAAUUUGUAUUGCAAUUAAUGAAUUUUCUGUUAAUAAAAACAAGUAUUCAUUUGUAGC
This is a messenger RNA of Diatraea saccharalis (sugarcane borer), 1279 nucleotides long. The record is from the annotation of a GenBank genome assembly. NCBI's taxonomy places the organism in Eukaryota, Metazoa, Arthropoda, Insecta, Lepidoptera, Crambidae.